CUAACACAUACGAAGUUGCCAGCGCUCGCGCGUGUGUAUGUGUUAACAGGUAAUGUUGAGGACAGGUUGGCAUACCUAUACCUCUCUGCUGGCAGGGUUGUGUUUCGUCUUCUACGUUGCGGCGCACCUGUAUGCCGAGUGUGUGAUGUGUGUCUAGACACCGUUAGUCGUAAGUCGGAAGGCGAAUGGAAAAGAAUCGCAUUUGCCACUCAGUCGUUGGCUAUCGUUAGUAGAGUUCACUGGUCAAGCUUGCAUCCAGUGGUGGUGACUUCAACGAGUGGGCAGGUUGCUAACCAUUAAAUUGGGGUGACACACAGACAAGAAAUGGCCACCCUGCAGUACCACCAGCAACAGCAACAUCAACGAUUCUACAACACUCUUGGAGGACAGUCUUCUUCAGGGAACAGGCCAUCAACAAUGCAGCGCAGGAAGAACCAGGGACAGGAAGAUGGCCCAACCCCCAUUUGCCGUUGUAGAGUGCUUUACCUGGGCUCAGCUGUUCCUCAAGUCACAAAAGAUGGCCUCCAAGGCAUUCAAGAGCCCUUAAGGGAACUUUAUCCUGAGGGUGGAGCUAUGGGCGCAAAAGGAAUUGACUCUUGGCUGUCGGUAUGGAGCAACGGGUUGUUGCUGGAGAAUGUGGACGAAAACCAUCAGCGCGUGACGCGGUUCUUUCCCAUCGACUCCCUGCAUUAUUGUGCAGCCGUCCGCUACGUUUUAGUCCCGUCUACCUCUCCGUCAGCAGCCGGUGGGGGAACUGGUGGUGGUGGUGGUGGCAGUGCAGCGGGAUCGGAAUUGGGCGUCGGAAGAAUGGCUCGUUUCCUGCCGCUCGACUCUCCAUUCGCCAGGCACCCCAACAUUCAUCAUCCACCCUUGUUUGCUUGCAUAAUGCGACGUACGACGGGCAUCAAGGUGCUGGAAUGUCACGUCUUUAUUUGCAAACGAGAAACGGCCGCCAACGCGCUGGUCCGAUGUUGUUUUCACGCCUACGCCGACUCGACUUACGCCCACCACCUGGAAGAGGAAGAACAACAGGGACAACAACAAGGCAAAAAUGCGUCUAAAGGCACAAGACCGGGUACUGGACGGCCCAGCAAUGGUUCGGCGGUCGUCGUCAGCGCAGAAUCUGACACGACCCUCAACUCUAUUGAAAAGGUCGAAACAUGGAAACUCUACCAACAACAACAGCAACAACAGUUAUCUAACGGCCAGUCGCCUAAAGUGGCGCCAGAAGAGACGGCCAGAGAGGGCAGCACCAGUAGCCACGGAAUGGGCAGCGCAUCCGUUUCGAUGUUGAUUCUCGAUCACGGCUCGGCUGAAGAAGACAAUGCCUCUUCUAUCGUUACCGGAGAUCAAAACCAUAAGAUUUGGUUGCCAUCGACCGGCAACUCGGCUGGAGUUCCCCGCCGACUGGCCGCUUCCGGUCCAGUUGCGCCUGUGGCAGAUAUGUACGGCGGUGGCAACCAAGCGACUAAUACGAUGAGAAGCGUCCGCUCUUCCACGUCUUCCAUGAUGCCCAAUACGCUACAGACGAGGUCAUCCCGUCCCCGACAGAUUUUAGCUCCUUUUGCCGCUCCACCACCACCGCCUCCCCUGGUGCAGCCGACCGGUUUGGACGAGCCGGACAGCAAGUUGUUGGCUAAGAAAAUGCGAAAGAAACGGAUUGGAGGGCGUUUAGGUGGAAGCGAUGUUGACGACAUGUCCUCCGUAGCAACUGGCCCCAUCAAUGGCGGUCGACGAAGUUCACACAGCGUUUUCAACUUCCCAAUUCAUCGUGGGGGAGGAGGAGGAGGAGGAGGUCACCCUGGUAUGCCGCCACCUCCGGGCUAUCCCAUGAGUUACCCGUUUUUUCCUGGCCAACGCCAACCGCCGCCACCACCGCCACACGGAGCUUAUCUCGUUCCCAUGCCUAUCCCAUUGCCCGCGCACAUUUCCACCAACGGGAAAAAGUCAAAAGGUUUAAAAUUCGGCACUUUUAGCGCCCGUGGCGUCGGCAAGAAAAUGAAAACGAAAAAUCUGCAACAUCCGCCCGGAAGCAUGAUGUUUCUUCCACCCCAUCAUCUUGGCCAAACUCCCGGACCGCCCGUUAUGGCUCCGCCACCCAUGGCGUUGGGUUUGCCUGUGCCAAUGAUGGCUCCACCGCUGUCGAUGCGACGGGGCUCGAUGAUGACGACAUCGGCCGAAGAACCCAUUUACAUGCCGAGUCAGGUCCGUCCUCUCAGUCCCAUCGCGUCCUACGCUCCAGCUCAUUUCCCGCACGAAGCUUAUCUAAUGCAGCAGCACUACACGACGUUGGUUCCGCAACCGAAAGGCUCUCAGCAGACGACGCUCACGAAACUGAAGAAAAAGGACAAGAUGAAGAAGAAGAUGCAACAACAGCAGCAAAUGCAGCCACUUCAUCCAUUGCAAAUGGAUCCAGCCCAGUUGAGCGCCAUGGACGGAAUGAGUUUGCAUGGCGAAGAAGUGUCUUUGAAUAGCCAGUCGGGCGGUGGAGGCAUUUACCGCAAAGGGCAUUUGAACGAAAGAGCCUUUUCAUAUUCAAUCCGACAGGAGCAUCGAUCACGUUCUUAUAGCUCUCUGGCUGGCCUGGGAGUUGGAGGAGGAAGUUCGGGUGGCGGUGCGGCUACCUAUCCGUCUGGACCCGAAGAUUUGCGUGCCCAUGACAAGAAGGAGCGCGAGUUGAUUCAAAUGGUUCACGAUCUAGAUCUGUCGGGCGAUGACCUGGAGCGGUCCGAAGUGCCGCUGGCCAUGUAUCCACAUCACCAUCGGCAGCAGCCUCGUUAAAACAUCGUUUUUUCUCUUCCAUUUCGCAUGGGAAUGAAAACGACGCGAAUGACAUUUGACCAGUCGACCCGCCCGUCUUUUCUUCAAUUUUCAUUGCUGACAACGGAUCAAAAACCGAAAAUAUAAAAU
Molecule: messenger RNA, 2910 nt
Organism: Daphnia magna
Lineage: Eukaryota; Metazoa; Arthropoda; Branchiopoda; Diplostraca; Daphniidae
Product: atrophin-1
Exons: 4
Coding region: 325-2781 (818 amino acids)
Source: RefSeq, a predicted model, not a curated record